CAUUUUUAUCAAACUUUUUUUGAGCAAAGAGUUUAUCGUUGAAAUUUUAUCCGAUCGAGAAGAAUGAAAAUAUAAGAAAAAAACGAUAAAAUGCAAGAAGAUAAGUCGCAAGAACGUAAAUUUGAAUUUCGAAAUAAAGAAAAUCAAAAAGCGGAGAAAGGAGGAAGCGAUGAAGAAAUACAUGAAGAGUAUAUCUACGAUUCAAGUGAAUAUAUAUCCGGAGCAAAACGCGUGCAAAACGGAACAGUACCCAUAAAUAUUUUAGAGUUUCAUCAUUCAUUUUCAUACGACUGUCAGAAAUACUUUAAUCUUUGUGUAGCAGAACCAAACAUUAUUAUUUUUAUUUCUGGUAACAUACUACAUUUUUGGAAUAUUUCGACAAAUAAACUAUGGUUUAGAAGAGGAUAUACUGGCAAUGGAAUUGGACACAUAACGAAAAAUCCUGUAUUUAAUCAUAUUGCUGUUGGUGAAAAUGGUACUAAACCUCCAAUAAUAAUCUACAAGUGGCCUUCAAUGGAUAUUGUGACAAUUUUAUAUAAUGGCACAUUGAAAUCUUAUUCCCAUUUAACUUACAGCACAGAUGGUUUAUUAUUAGUAUCACAAGGGGGGCAUCCAGAUUACACAAUUACUCUUUGGGAUUGGCAAAAGUCUAAAAUUGCAUUGAAAUGCAAAUCUUAUAAUCGAGAUGUUUAUAAUAUUACAAUGUCUUCAUUGCUACCUGGAUAUUUCGUGACCAGUGGUUUGGGACAUAUAAAAUUUUGGAAAAUCUCUGAAACAUUUACUGGACUUAAAUUGAAAGGCGAAAUUGGUAGAUUUGGUCAGACAGAGAUAUCUGAUAUUAUUGGUGUAUAUAUCAUGCCAGAUGGAAAAGUUGUGUCAGGUUGUGAAUGGGGAAACAUCUUACUGUGGGAAGAAGGUUUAAUUACUCUUGAAAUAUGUAAGAAAAAUCGGCAGCCAUGUCACACUAAAGCAAUUACACAAUUUGAAUAUAUAAAUGGAGAGCUUAUAUCAAUCGGUAUGGAUGGAUGGAUUAGAAUUUGGUUUUAUGAAACGAUAGAUCAAGCUGACUAUCAUACUGGAGAAAGGUUUCUAGAAAUUCAACCUAUCUAUGAAUACUGUAUCAAUGAAGGUGAUGAAGUAAUGAAUUCGAUGCUUAUGUGCAUACGAAAACAAGAACCAGACAAUCCAGAAAGUAUGUUCUGGUAUGCUCAGGAUGGAAAUGGUGGGAUUUGGUUAAUAGAUUUACAUACCUCAAAAGCAGAAUUACCACAAAAAAUAUUUACAUGUCACGCGGGAGUUAUAGCCGAUAUGGAUUGUGCUACAUGGGGUCCCUUUAUAGUUACAUUGGGCAAAGCUGGACAGAUGCAUAUUUAUAAUUAUAUAGAAAAAAGAUUAAUUUUGGCGCAUAAUUUUAAUGAUAUUGGCAGUCAAAUCAUCUGGUUUCCAUGCCAGAUUGAGGCAACAGGAUCGACACUCGCAUGUGCUUUUAAGAGUGGUGUUAUCCGUAUAAUUACUGUAGCUGUAUCAGCGGCAAAUGCCGUUAACAAUAUACAUGGAGACUAUAUUAGACUGAUUCAAAUUGUAAAACCGCACAAAAUGGCAAUAACUGUAAUGUCUCUAAAUCCAUCGUGCAGCUUACUGAUAACUGGUAGUGAAGAUUCAACUGUAUUUAACUUUACCAUUAUAGUAACUAAUACUUAUCCUGUCAUUAUGCCAAUUGGUUUCAUAAAAGUACCUUCGGGAGUCACAUGUCUUGCAUGGAAACCACAAUGUGAAAUGACAGUAUUAAUUGGAUGCUCACAAGGAGAUUGCAUAGAAGUUACAUUACCAAGCACACCUCAAUUAUACACCAUUGCUUCUUACGAACUCGUUCAAUGUGGAUCAAAAGUAUUUAAAUUUCAUUCUGUGAAAUCUGCUAUUCGAAAUGAAUUAAUACGUUUAAAUCGAGAAAAAAAAGAGAAGGAAAAAAUAGCGAAGAAGCGUGAAGAAAUAGCGCAAUUAAUCGUUGAAGAUCCCGAAAUGAAAAUUAACGAGGAAGCAUUACUCAUAAACAUGGAAGAGGAAGAACCAUUGCCAGAAAUAUAUAUACCUAAAGUACCAAACAAGAUAUUGAUAGCACAAUAUAUUAAUCAAUACGUUAUUUGGUUGUUAAUGGCAGGAUUUGACGCAGGAUAUAUAUAUGAAUAUCCAAGUCCGGAAAUUAAUGAAACUAGUCUGGAAAAACCUAUUAAGAGCACCAUGAUACAUGAUGCAGAUGAUAUAGAAAUACGAAGCUGUCUAUUUUACAAGAAAAAGUACUUAUUUUUGGGAAUGGAACACGGACAAAUACGGGUCUGCAAAUUGAAACCUGAAAACUAUGCAGAUCUAUCAGAUUAUUGGAUACUUUCAAUGCAUGAUAAUUUUAAUGGUUGUAUCCCAAAAAUUAUUCUUAGUCAUAAUCAGACAAUGUUAUUUACAUGUGGAUAUGAUGGAAAUUUAUUUUCUUAUGAAAUAAAUGAUGAUACACCAUCUGAAGCUAUCGAAUUUGAAAUAAUUAAAGGAAUCUUAUCCUUGCCUUACAUUAGCAUUGAAGAUAUCGAAGAAAUCGAUCAUGCGAGCUUAGAAGAGAUGAUUCAACAGACUGAGCGUGAGAGAGUUGCCACUCUGGCAAAGCAGAGUAAACAUCAUACUUUGCAGAUAUUAUCUAAAUUGAGCGAAGAAUAUAGCAAUAUUAUGGAAAGGAAUAAUGCUCUACCCAAGUCUCAUCGGAUAACUUCUGAAGAAUUGGAAUUGGAUCUUAGAAUUACAGCUGAUUUAAGCAAAGAAUUGGAAACAGAAAUGAUUAUAAUUCGAGAAAAAUUGGCUUUUAAAGUAGAAAAAAGUAAACUUAGAUUACAAAAGCUUUUGAAACAUUUUAUUCAGCCUAUCGCACAUUUACCGUUUGCUAUCUGCAAAAUGUCGAAGCCAGAUAAUGUAGUAUAUUCUCUGCGUCAACACACUUUGAAUAUUGAUGUCAUUUUACCACAUAUUGAUACAAUAAAACAUGUGCAUGCAUAUAGGACACCAUACAUUGAUGCAGAAACAAAUGAAAAUAGCACAAUGAGCGAAAAAAUGCAACAUUAUGAGGGAAAUGGAGGCAAAAUGGAAAAUGAAAUAAGUACAAAGCAAGAGCAGUCGGUUGCAGUUUUCUUAAAAGGCAUAGAUUAUAAAGACACAGAUAGUAGCCUGGGUAUUCAAUUAAAUCAAAUGUUGAAUAAAUAUAACUUAAGAAAGACUAGACUAGAACAACGCGAGAAAGAAUGGAAAAUUAUAUAUAAUGAAAAACCGGAUAAAUCUAUUAAUCACAUGCACGAUAUAUUCGCUAUAGAAGAAGCAAGAAAAACUAUUGGCGAUUACAAAUUAAAAACAUCGUCAACUUUUAAUUUAUUGUCGGAAGAGCGAGAUACUCUCUUCUCGAAAUAUAAACAAUUACUGAAUUGUCAGAAGAAGCUUUAUUAUCUACAAGAAGCUUUCAAUGCGAAAUUGAAAGAUGUAAGAACAGAGAAAGAACAUUUGCUUGUGGAAAUUGCAUACUUAAAAAAAUCUCUUAAACAUAUUCAUGCUGAAAUACCAUCGAAAAGCAUAAAAUCUUUGCCAGAUAUUCCUACGUUAAAUGUAAAUGUAGAAUUUCCCGAGAGAAAAGUGACGAUUGAAAAAUAUGCAGAAUUAAAAGCAGAUAGAACACAACGACGGCUAUCGGUUCUUCCUGAACAGAUACGCGCUUGUUCGGAUGAGGAAUACGAAGUGUUACUUUUAGAUGAAAAAUUUAUAGAACAAGCAAAAAUCUCUAGCGAGCCAUUAGCAUUAUUUUCUGUUUCCGAAAGAAAAUUAAAAAUCCAAUCUGCUGCUCGAGAUAUGAUGUCGCUUCGCUUAAACGAUGACAUUGAUAGCCUAUGGGAACGAGAAAUGAAAACUUCUCGUAUAUUAUACAAAAUAUACAAACAAGAUUGCAUAUUGAGAUACGCAGCAACGAGUUGCGAAAAUUUAGACAAAAAAUUGAAUAAAUUAGAACAUGACAGAUUGGAUAUUGUUGCCGAGAGUAUCAAUAUCAAUUUAUUUUUAUUAACACUUCGUCAAGAAUACAUUAUUUUAAGAGAGUGCGAGACAAAAGAAAGUAUAUUGCAUGAUCAAGUUAACUGUAAACUGGAAGAAAUUGCAACGAUAAGGCAAAAAAUCCAAAUAAUCACUGACAAAAUUGAUGUUAAAAUUAAGGAAAUUGCAAAUUUACGUAACCAGAUAAAAAAUAUAUUUCUCGAAUAUAUGAAUAAGAUAAACGAUAACAAGUUCCGUAAUUUUCUGCAUAGAAUAUUUAAAAAGAAGUACAAAGAAUCAAAAGGAGAGGAAGAGAUUACCACGACAACGACUGAAACGAAUUCGGAUGACACGAAUAGUAUCGACACUAGGGAAUCUGAAUUAGUUUAUUUCGAUGAAAACAUAUGUCCUCCAGGAUGUGACAAAAAAUUAUACGACUUGGCAUUUUCGAUGAGAGAGAAACGAUACUUUUGCGAACAUCAAAUCAAAGAUGCACAACAAAUUGUGGAAACCCUUCAUAAAGAAAUUCAAAUUGAGACAAAAAAAUUAAAAAUUAUAGAGAGUAAUUUGAAGAAAAAUGAAGACGAGUUAAACAUGUUUAUGCUCGAGAAACAAAAAAAAUUGAACAAUGUGGAUGUUACGAUAAUAAUGAAAUUGCAUCAGUUGCAAUAUUUUGAAAAAUCCGAGCUUUCAUUCAAAUUGCACGAUUGCGUUCUAUUCGAUAAAAAUAGAUUGUCUAAAUUAUAUGCGAGAAUACAAGAGUUGCACAAGGAAACACUUGAAUUGCACGUCAAACACAAACACGCUCGAAUGCACCUCCAGAGAAUACAGCUCGAUUGUAAUCAUAUGCGUGUUAAUAAUAACAAUUUGAAAAAUGAAAUAAAGUUAAAGAUAAUAAAUAAAUUCGGUCAGAAUGUAUCGUUAAAUAAAUUAUAUGAAACAAUAAUACGUCGGAUGGUGUAUGAUAUUAAAGCCAACUUGAAUGAAACAACAAUGUAUUUUACUAAACGAAUCAAGCAUGAAAAAGAAAGCUAUGCAGAAGAAUUAGUUAUACUUAAUAAGCUGAUUCGGGAACAUACGCAAAAGUUGAGCUUUCUAACAAUUUUAGUGGAAGAACAAUCAAAGCUUCAAAAGCUAUCAAAACGACACAUCAUGUCGGAUGAAGAAAUGCUGCAAUUGGAAGAGAAAUAUAAAAGUGAUAUAGUCAAAUUGGAAAGAAUUCUUGAAAAUCAAACGAGGCAGAAAUAUAUAUUUCAAAAUGAUAUUAAAAAUCUUAAAUUAAAAAUAAAAUCGCAAGUUAAUUUGGUUGAAGGAAAUGAUGUCCAGAAAUAAA
Messenger RNA from Camponotus floridanus (Florida carpenter ant), 5383 nucleotides. Its product is annotated as cilia- and flagella-associated protein 44. The record is from RefSeq and is a predicted model, not a curated record. NCBI's taxonomy places the organism in Eukaryota, Metazoa, Arthropoda, Insecta, Hymenoptera, Formicidae. Gene Ontology annotation, molecular function: protein binding. Bases 91 to 5382 code for a protein of 1763 amino acids. The transcript is spliced from 25 exons.